CAGUUGUGACAGUGGCAACCAUAAAAAAAGAGCGCGCGAUGGAUGGGACGGCAAAUUAUUUUAUUGUUGUGUGAACUUGUUUGUGUGUGAUGAGAAUCAAAUCAAGUAAUUUUUAAUGGCAACCUGUUGCCAAAAAAUGUUUGAAUCAGGUCAAUUAGAUGGUUACAUACCCGAAGCUAGUAGUGCAAAACAUUUAUCUGUUGUUAAUAAGUCCUCUUUGCAGCAGUAUAAACUAUCCCUUCAAAGUGCUUCCAACAUUACAUCAAAUAUUUUACUUCGCGAUGUCUGGCGCACGAAUCAAGAGUUUUUUGAUAAAGGUGCCGUAGCUUCAGAUAUUCUACUAGGGUCAGUCAAUGGACUGAUAAAAAAUAGGGACAUCAGUAAUGUGAGGACCUGGAAAAGUUCCUUGGAAAAAUGUAUAGAUCCAAUAGCUAUAUUUGAACAAAGUUUGCCUCCAUGCUCUCAGUGUCAAGGCCCCAAAGUAGAAUAUCAACAGUUUACAGAAGGAUGCAAAUGUGAUCUAGGUUUAUUACCACAAGCUAAUUUACGAAAGGCCUCAACUCCUGAAAGUUCCACAUCCACAUAUAUAAAAACAUUUGGUUCUGAUUAUGCGAAUUCGGAAGGGACAUCUAAUGAGAAACCUAUUUUCAAACCCAAAUUUGGGAGGACGAGGUCUAUAACGAGUAAUCAACCGGCACCUGAGCCAAUGAUCAACUCAGAAAAUUAUUUAACUAAAGAAGAGGAUGAGGAGAAGUCACAUAAACAAAAUGUGGCAAAGAUUACAUUCAAAACUGCCAGAGAGACACUGUUGGCAUCAAAUCCUGCAGCUAGAAGGACCUUGGGAGCUUCAAGAAAGGCACAGGCUAAGUUUGUGUCACCAAUGCUUGGAGCACAGGAUAAGCAAGAGGCGAGUCCAUCCAAAGUAAUAGAUGAGAGGCUCAAGCACAUUGACCCUAAGAUGAUUGAAUUAAUUGAAAGUGAAAUUAUUGACAAAGGAUCACCAGUAGGUUGGGAAGAUAUAGCUGGAUUGCAGAUGGCCAAGUCAGUGAUCCAAGAAGCUGUGGUGUGGCCACUGUUACGCCCGGACAUUUUCACUGGACUAAGGAGGCCUCCCAAAGGCAUUCUGCUGUUUGGGCCUCCUGGCACUGGCAAGACUUUAAUUGGAAAAUGCGUGGCGGCACAGUGCAAGGCGACGUUCUUCAGCAUCUCGGCGUCGUCGCUGACGUCCAAGUGGCUCGGCGACGGCGAGAAGAUGGUGCGCGCGCUGUUCGCCGUCGCGCGCGCGCGCCAGCCCGCCGUGAUAUUUAUAGACGAGAUAGAUUCUCUGUUGACGCAGAGGAGUGACAGCGAACAUGAGGCCACGAGAAGGAUCAAGACGGAGUUUCUGGUUCAGUUCGACGGUGCUGCCACUGGAGACGAAGAUCGAAUCCUGGUAAUAGGAGCAACGAAUCGCCCGCAGGAACUGGAUGAGGCUGCCAGGAGACGGCUGGUGAAGCGACUUUACAUUCCUCUCCCAGAUUCUAGUGCCCGGGAAGAGAUAAUAAGGAAUCUGCUGGUUUGCGAGAAGCACGUGGUGUCCCCCGCAGAGACGUCGACGCUGGGCCGGCUGAGCGCGGGCUACUCCGGCGCGGACGUGCGGGCGCUGUGCGCGGAGGCCGCCAUGGCGCCCGUGAGAUCCGUGCCGCUGUCGCAGAUUGCCACCAUCGACAGAGACAAGGUUCGUCCUGUAUGUGCGCAAGACUUCAUUAACGCUUUACAAAGAGUGAGACCGAGUGUCUCGCAAAAUGAUUUGGAGCAGUAUAUAAAAUGGAACAACACUUACGGCCAUGGGUUUUAAUUAAGUACAUUAAUUUCAUUUGAUAUUACA
Messenger RNA from Plodia interpunctella (Indianmeal moth), 1867 nucleotides. RefSeq names its product fidgetin-like protein 1. The transcript is spliced from 10 exons. Gene Ontology annotation, molecular function: ATP hydrolysis activity; microtubule severing ATPase activity; ATP binding. The record is from RefSeq and is a predicted model, not a curated record. NCBI's taxonomy places the organism in Eukaryota, Metazoa, Arthropoda, Insecta, Lepidoptera, Pyralidae. Bases 116 to 1837 code for a protein of 573 amino acids.